AUGGAAGAAGAUUCGAUUCAGACGGAAACAUCGUCUGAACCACGGCAGUUUCUAGGCUCAUCGAUUGAAGGUCGACGAAUAAUUGAUGUUGUGUAUUUAUAUUCAAAAUUGAAAGAAAUUGCCAAACAUGGACCCAUGGAUUGUGGUUUAGGUUGCAUCGAAAUUGUCGGAGAGCGGCAAUGUGCAGUUCCUGGGAUAAUAGCAAUAGGGUGUGGACACUCCCAACUUGAAGAGCUUUCUGCAGCCCUAAAUUUGCCUAUUAUGUCACCAAAAACAUACAAAACGUGUCAUUGCAAGUUAUCAGCUCACUGGGAAAAAGUAUCUGUUAAAGCCAUGAAUGAAGCGGCAAAUAAAGAAUCAGCAAUAGCUGAAGGCCGUGUGGACAAAAACGGAAUACCAAUAAUUGAUGUGAUAGUAGAUGGGUGCUGGUGCAAGAGAACAUAUAAAAAGAAUUACUCGGCACUACCAGGUGCUGCUCCGAUCAUCGGCAGAAGGACUGGAGAGGUGCUGUUUUUAGGUGUUAAAAAUAAAUAUUGUUCAAUUUGUGCACAGGCGCAAAAAAAAUCUGCAACAGAAAAACCACAUUUGUUACAAAAA
Molecule: messenger RNA, 597 nt
Organism: Brenthis ino (lesser marbled fritillary)
Lineage: Eukaryota; Metazoa; Arthropoda; Insecta; Lepidoptera; Nymphalidae
Source: the annotation of a GenBank genome assembly